Messenger RNA from Spodoptera frugiperda (fall armyworm), 1577 nucleotides. RefSeq names its product YEATS domain-containing protein 4 (gene Gas41). The record is from RefSeq and is a predicted model, not a curated record. Lineage: Eukaryota; Metazoa; Arthropoda; Insecta; Lepidoptera; Noctuidae. Gene Ontology annotation, biological process: regulation of DNA-templated transcription. Bases 122 to 820 code for a protein of 232 amino acids. The transcript has 4 exons.
UCAAACGUCAUCGUGACAAUCGAAGUCGAUUGCAUCUAAUCUCGCGCGAAGUGAGGUUAUAUUUGUUUACAAAACAGUUAUUAUUAAAAAUAUCAAGCUGUCGGCGAAAAUAGAUUUGGAUAUGAGCUUGCAAACUGACUUUGGCCCCGAUUCAGGGGGCAGAGUUAAAGGUCUUGUGAUAGUAAAACCUAUAGUAUACGGGAAUGUGGCGCGAUACUUUGGCAAGAAGCGUGAGGAAGACGGCCAUACACAUCAAUGGACGGUAUACGUGAAGCCUUAUGCUAACGAGGACAUGUCCACAUACAUUAAGAAAGUCCACUUUAAAUUGCACGAGAGUUAUGCAAACCCCAACAGGGUGGUUACUAAACAACCGUAUGAGCUGACCGAGACAGGUUGGGGGGAGUUCGAGAUAGUCAUAAAAAUCUACUUCCACGAUCCAAAUGAACGACCUGUGGCACUAUACCAUAUUCUCAAGCUUUUCCAGUCGCCAGUUACGGACGGAGCUCCUCCGACAGUGGGUCGAGCACUGGUCAGUGAAUCCUAUGAAGAGAUAGUGUUCCAAGAACCAACACAGCUGAUGCAGCAUUUGCUGAACAGUGUCAAACCCAUCACUAAUGGACCCUGGACUCAUGACACUGAUUUUGAAGAAAAGAAAGAAAAGACAUUACAAAAGAUAAUAGCAGCACAAACUAAAGUCCGGAGUGAAAUAUCAGAACUUAAGGAGAAGCUACACUUGGCUAAGGAAACUAUUAAUAAAUUCAAAGACGAAAUUGCGAAACUACAGAAUAGCAGUGGCGGUGGCAUGAUGACUGGUGUAUAACCUACUUUAUAAGAUAAGAUAGUCACUAUAAUAUUUAAAACACAUGAAUCACUGAACUAUUUUUACGUUAAUAAUUUUGCAAUAACCACCAAAUUUAAUGAUUUUUUUCUUUUAUCAGGCAUAAGCCAGGGUUCUUUAAAACAUACCUCCAUGUAUGGAUAGAUGAAUGCCACAUUAUUGUAUACUUCAAACUAAUAUAAAUGAUUAUAUAAUCACUAUCAAUUGACCAUGAAAGAAGAAAUAUAUAUUGUGUCAUCUAGAGUACUGUAGAAUACUUGAGUACAUUCGAAUCAGUCGUGUCAGCUAGAGUACUGUAGAUUAAGUACAUCCGAAUCAGCAGUGUCAACUAGAGUACCCUACAAUACUUACAUACAAUCGAAUCAGCCGUGUCAGUUAGAGUACUCUAGAAUACUUAAGUACAUUCUAAUCAGUUGUGUCAUCUAGAGUACUCUAAAAUAUUUAAGUACAAUAAUCCAGAUCUAAUUAAAAUUCAGUGCCAACAGUAAUGUUGGAUUGAGAAGACCGAUGCAUAGGAAGAAAAUAAAAUUGUGGUAUUAGAAUGUAUUAUUAUCAUUCGAUAUUUUAGUGAAUUAAAUUAAUUUCAUAUUAAAAGGCUGAUUUAUUGAAGAUAAUGAACAUAUUUGAAGAAUAAUGUUCAUAAAUAUGAACAGCGAUUCGUCUGUUUAGUUGUAGGUAGUUUUAAUUCGUUAGUAAUAAUUUUUAUAUGUAAUUAAAUAUGUAAUGAUACAUGAACUGA